This is a messenger RNA of Trichomycterus rosablanca, 3091 nucleotides long. It is a transcript of the gene mtmr1b, whose product is annotated as myotubularin related protein 1b. Bases 127 to 2148 code for a protein of 673 amino acids. Lineage: Eukaryota; Metazoa; Chordata; Actinopteri; Siluriformes; Trichomycteridae. Gene Ontology annotation, cellular component: cytoplasm; membrane. The transcript has 16 exons. Gene Ontology annotation, molecular function: phosphatidylinositol-3,5-bisphosphate 3-phosphatase activity; phosphatidylinositol-3-phosphate phosphatase activity. The record is from RefSeq and is a predicted model, not a curated record. Gene Ontology annotation, biological process: phosphatidylinositol dephosphorylation.
UGUGUCAGUUUGCCAAACGGAUUAGGGGGAAUGUAUAUUACGUCUGAAAGACCGCUGGAGCUGGUGAACACAAAAGGAACGUAAACAAAGCAUUAAUAAACACAUAUUCACACAUUGUGAGAGGAAAUGGACUCAAAAUCAACAAGUUCUGGAUUCCACAGCCACGCAGAAAGCGCUUCAGCUCAGAGCAGCGCGAGCAGAAAGCAGUAUCGAACUCCAAGCAGUUCAGGCUCGAGCUCAGAGACUUUAGAAAGUCCGACGGGUGCUCACGUUGAAUGGUGCAAACAGCUGAUUGCAGCUACAAUGUCAAAUCAAAAUCCUGGAGCCAUCUCUUUAGAGUCAUUGCCUCGAGACUAUAGGGACUAUGAUGGUGGAUUUUUCUUGGACAAUGAUGGUCAGCUUACAGCCUCUUCCUUGGCAUUAAGGGACGGUAAUAAGCAAGCACUGAUGGAAGAGGCUCCACGUGUACCUGGGGAGACCAUCAAAGCAAUAGCUAAAGAUGUUAUGUAUAUCUGUCCUUUCUCUGGAGCUGUGAGUGGCACACUGACCAUCACUGACUACAAGCUUUACUUUAAGAGUGUUGCUCGAAAUCCCCCUUUUGUAUUGGAUGUAAACCUUGGAGCUAUCAGCAGGUUGGAGGCUAUUGGGGUACAAAGUCAUGGAGAGAACACUAGAGGCCUAGAGAUAGUAUGCAAAGAUUUGAGGAACCCAAGGUUUGCUUAUAAAAAGCAAGAGCAGAGCAAGCUGGAGAUAUUUGAGAUGUUGUCCAAGUAUGCCUUCCCACUCUCUCAUGACCUGCCUUUCUUUGCAUUUAAGUACCGAGAGAAGUUCCCCGAGGAUGGCUGGAAGGUUUAUGAUCCAGUAGCUGAAUACAAGAGACAGGGUCUGCCGAAUGAGAGCUGGCUUAUCAGUAAGAUCAACAGUAACUACGAGAUGUGUGAGACGUACCCGGCUCUGCUCGUUCUGCCCUCAAGCAUCAAAGAAGACGAGCUCAAGAGGGUCGCUGCCUUCAGGGCCAAACGACGCAUUCCUGUACUGUCAUGGAUCCAUCCAGAGAGUCAGGCAGCUAUAGUGCGCUGUGGUCAGCCUCAGGUGGGCCCCUCAGACCGCCGCUGUAAAGAAGACGAGCGAUACCUACAGACUAUACUGGAUGCCAAUGCCCAGUCACACAAACUUUGUAUCUUUGAUGCCCGUCAAAGCAGUGUGGCAGAAACGAACAAAUCUAAGGAUGGUGGUUAUGAGAAUGAAAAUUUCUAUCCCAGUGUGGAAUUAAAUUUUCUGGAAAUUCCAAACAUGCACGUCAUGAGGGAAUCCUUACGCAAGCUAAAGGAGGUGGUGUAUCCUGCCAUCGAUGAGCAGCGGUGGUUCUCUUCUGUGGAUGCCACACACUGGUUGGAGUACAUCAGGUUGUUGCUGGCAGGUGCAGUGCGGAUAGCUGAUAGAAUUGAGUCAGGCAAGAGCUCCGUGGUGGUUCACUGCAGUGAUGGCUGGGACCGGACCUCUCAACUCACCUCUCUAGCCAUGCUAAUGCUGGACUCAUACUACCGCUCGCUGAAGGGCUUUCAGGUGCUGCUGGAAAAAGAGUGGCUUAGCUUCGGACACCGCUUUGCCUCGCGUGUAGGACAUGGUGAUGAGAAUCAUGCUAACUCUGAACGCUCACCUCUGUUUGUGCAGUUUAUAGACUGUGUAUGGCAGAUGACCAGACAGUUUCCCUCAGCAUUUGAGUUUAAUGAACUGUUUCUCAUCACUGUGUUGGAUCAUCUGUACAGCUGCCUGUUUGGGACAUUCCUGUACAACAGUGAACAGGAGCGAACCUCAAAGGGGAUCUUUAGUAAGACUGUGUCACUGUGGUCAUACAUAAACACUCAGGCUGAGGAAUUCACCAACCCACUCUACAUGAACUACGAACAACAUGUUCUGUACCCAGUAGCCAGUCUGAGGCACCUGGAGCUCUGGGUGAGCUACUACGUACGCUGGAACCCCUGCAUACGACCACAGGUACCUGUUCAUCAGCAUUUAAAGGAACUGCUAGCUGUAAGGACUGAAUUGCAAAGAAGAGUAAAGGAGCUCCAGAAAGAAACCUUGUCAUCUCGAUCUCGCUCCUCGUCCUCAGAUCUGGGAGGAACAGCUAUGCAAACCAUUGUCUGAUACACUGGUUAACCACAGUGCUGAUCAACACAAGCCUGUAAAACCGGAGCAGCAACCUAAAUUUUCAAUACUACAAAAAAUGAAAACAGUAUUUAUUUUUAACAAAUUAUAGUAUAUCAGUCAAAAUUAGUCAAAGAUCAUGUAAAUAUGUUUUUGAUAUUCAUCAUUUUACAACACCUUUUUUGCUGGCUGUGCAACUAAGCACCAUGCUUGAAAACAAUAUACACAACACUGGCAUUAUUAACUGUUUAUUCACAUGCAGUUUUGUCUGAAGUGUAUUUAAAUUUAAAACAAAAAAGCUCUGCAAUAGUUGUCAUUUGGAGAUGUGAGAAGAUUUAAAAUGGGAAAUGGCUUAAUAACACUAUUGCUUUAAUUACAGGGCUCAUUAAAUCUUAUUAAAGAGCUUUGGAGCCACUACUAGCGAUCCCACAAUUAAUAAACGUGUGAUUGCUAUCUAUAUUGCAAAUGCUGUCACCCUAUUUCACAGCUCACUAAUCGGCAUGUUGUGUUUUCUGUGUCUUUGGCAUAAUGCCAUGGUUCUGAUUGUAACUAGAAUACAACAGUUUGUGAAACAGUGAGAAUCAGUUUGACUACAUCAUAUAAAUAAUUUGUUUCAUUGGCAGUGCUUUGAAAAGUUCAGAUUCAAGUUUGAGCCCAGUGGCAAAAACUGAGCGGCAAAUCUGUGCAGUGCUGUAUUAUUCUGCACCACUUUGCCCUUGAGUGCAGGGUGGACCAAUAAACUUGGAUUAAAUAUGCUACACACUAACACUAAACCUAAAAGUAAUGGUUUGUUUGGUACACUUAUGCAGCAAAUUCUUAUAAUGAGAUUUCGAGUCUGUAACUUUCGUUAAGUUUGUUUGUUUUUUUAUAUUUUAAAAUGCCAAAACUUCAGUGCACCUUUUUUCUGAAGUGCAUUCUGAAAAUAAAGUUUUAUAAUUGCAAA